This is a messenger RNA of Megalopta genalis, 4635 nucleotides long. RefSeq names its product diaphanous related formin 1 (gene dia). The record is from RefSeq and is a predicted model, not a curated record. Gene Ontology annotation, biological process: actin filament polymerization; actin cytoskeleton organization. Gene Ontology annotation, cellular component: actin filament. Gene Ontology annotation, molecular function: small GTPase binding; actin binding. Lineage: Eukaryota; Metazoa; Arthropoda; Insecta; Hymenoptera; Halictidae.
CAUUCGCGGCGCUAAUGUUCUCUCGCAGCAUUUCGCGUGUUGUUGCUUCUAAACCGAGUGUUCCUUUGGCGAAUAUUAACCGAUGCGAUCGUUUUACCGUGUGAAUUUUGCAAUUACUUGUGAUAUCGGUGUUUUUCCAGUGAAUUCCUCGUUCUCGUUGAAACAACAACACCGUGGUGUAACCCAUUGUUUCCCAAUUUUCUGAAUAGGUUGCUUUGUAUUGGCAGGUGUUUCAUUGUCAUAACGGAUGAAACGAAUAUUUUUCUCUGGAAAGGUCAUUUUACCUCGUCCGACAAACUGCCAAGUGCUCGUUGCUUUUUACCUACCCGAGGGAAACUGUUCGUUAAUGUAUAACUGCCGGCCGAUAGAACACAAUUUCAAAACUUGUGCGAAUAACGGAUUUCUAAUCAUCAAAACUGACUUUCGCCGAAGCGUAUUUUGAAUCGUAUCGAAAAACAAUGUGCAAUCGAAGGUAAUGAUUGUGGAAGAUUAAACUAUGGCCAAUAGAAAGGACAAAUCGUCGGCAGGUUUUCUGGACACAUGGUUCGGCCGACCAAAAAAAUCCGGGCGUGGAGGUGGGGUCAGAAGUGGUUCGGGAAACCACACGAUGCCCCGACCCCAUUCCGGCGAUGAUUUUAACGAGAUCGAGCAGCAUCGGUGCAUCAUCGAGAGGAUGGACGAGGAGGCUGUGAACGACAAGUUCGAGGAGAUGUUGGCGAACAUGAACCUGACCGAGGAGAAGAAGGAACCCCUGCGACAGCAGUCGGAGACCAAGAAGAAAGAGAUGCUGGUGCUGCAUUACAAAGGCAGCAUCCAGGAGAACAGGUCUAAGUUCGACAAGCCUGCGGACUACAUAACAUAUCUCGCGCAGCCCGAUCUUAGCGUGAACAAAAUCUAUAGCUGCAUCGAGUCCUUGAGGAUCGCGUUGACCAACAAUCCUCUCAGCUGGGUACAAGAAUUCGGCACGAAGGGAUUGAAACAGGUUUUAGCGACGCUCAACGAGUGUUACCGGAAUGCCUUCAUAUAUUAUGAUAGCGACAAUCGAUACGAGCGCAUACAAUACGAAUGCAUCCGAUGCUUAAAGGCUAUCAUGAACAACACCGUCGGCAUAAAGGAAAUGCUGGCCCAUCACGAGGCAUUGACGAUCGUCGCGAGAUCAUUGGAACCGACCAAACCGUCCGUCAUGUCCGAAGCCGUGAAGCUUCUCGGCGCGGUUUGCCUGAUUUCCAGCGAUAGUCACAAGAAGGUAUUGGAUGCGAUCACCAUGAACGGAGAGUUCAAGAGCAGAGAAAGAUUUCUACCGAUCGUUCAGGGUUUGAUGAAUAAGAAGAACGAAAACCUGAGGGUCGAGUGCCUUCAACUCAUCAACUCUAUCAUUUCCUCUACCGAAGAACUGGACUUCAGACUGCAUCUGCGGAACGAGAUCAUGCGAGUCGGUUUGGCAGAUAUUUUGGAGACGCUCGACAGGGACGAGUCCGAAGACCUGGCUAGACACUUAAAGAUCUUCAACGACCAUAAGGAGGAGGACUACGAGGAAUUCGUACAGAGGUUCGACCACGUGCGACUCGAACUCGACGACGUGAACGACUGCUUCGAAGUGAUCAAAAAUAUGGUAAUGGAGUCGUCGGCGGAACCGUAUUUCUUGUCGAUACUCCAGCACCUGCUUUUCGUUAGGGACGACGCGUUGGUCAGGCCCGCGUACUACAAACUAAUAGAGGAAUGCGUGUCGCAAAUAGUUCUGCAUCGUUCAGGAUGCGACCCGGACUUUAGCGCGACCAAGCGGUUUCAAAUCGACGUGCAGCCAUUGAUCGACACGUUGGUCGAGAAGUCGAGAGCAGAAGAAGAAAGACGGUUGAUCGAGGUGUCGCAGAAACUGGAGGAAGCUAUAGCCAGUAAACAGGAGGCCGAAGCGAAGCUCCAGCAUGCGGAGAACAAGAUCAGAGAACUGGAGCAAACCGGAGGGAAGCCUACCGGUGCCAGCAUGGUGAGCGAUCAUGGUUAUUUAUUGUUGUUGUUAGAAUUGCUUCUAAUUCCGACGGUUCUUUUACAGAUGCGUGGGCCAGGUCUAGUGCCUCAGGCACCACCUAUGCCACCUCCAUUUCCGGGCGGAUGCGCGCCUCCGCCACCGCCUCCACCUCCUCCACCUCCUGGUAUGGGGAUUCCAGGACCUCCACGACCACCUGCCAUGCCAGGAUGUAUGGGACCACCACCACCUCCCAUGCCUGGAAUGGGACCGCCACCUCCCCCCAUGCCCGGAAUGGGUCCGAUUCCUCCUCCCAUGAUGCCUGGCUUUGGUGCAGGACCACCUGCAAACACUACGCAGUCGCUGCCCUUGGGUCUGAAGCCAAAGAAGAAAUGGGAGGUCGAGGCACCAUUAAAGAGAGCAAAUUGGAAAGCGAUUCUACCGCAAAAGCUUACCGAGAAAUCGUUUUGGACGAAAGUGCAAGAGGAACGACUGGCGAGUCCUGAAAUUCUGGACGGUCUUUCCCAGAAGUUCGCGUCGAAGCCCAGCGGAAAGAAGAUCGACGACGUGGUAGACAAGUCAGUACCUGCGAAGAAAACGAAGGACUUAAAGGUUCUCGACAGUAAAGCCGCGCAGAAUAUCUUGAUUCUAUUGGGUGGCACUUUGAAGCACAUGUCGUACGACCAAGUGAAAUCCUGUUUGCUCAAAUGCGAGGGUCCGGUUGUGUCGGACAAUAUACUUCAGGGGUUGAUCCAGUAUUUACCGCCACCCGACCAGCUGUCAAAGUUGCAAGCCUUCAAGGAUCAAUACGACGAACUGACGGAAGCGGAGCAAUUCUGCGUAACCAUAUCGACGAUCAAGAGAUUGUUGCCGAGGUUGAGGUCGUUGAGCUUUAUGCUACGGUACGAGGAACUGGUGCAAGACGUGAAACCGGACAUCGUGGCCGGCACGGCGGCCUGCGAGGAGGUGAAGGAUAGCAAAAAGUUUGCCAGGAUUCUCGAGUUGAUCUUGUUGCUCGGUAAUUACAUGAACUCUGGUUCCAAGAAUGGCCAAGCUUUCGGUUUCGAGAUAAGUUUCCUAACCAAGUUGACUAGCACGAAGGACAUCGACAACAAGCAGACCCUGAUGCACUAUCUGGUCGACACGAUAGAAAAGAAGUUCCCCGAGUGCAUCAGCUUCCCCGAGGAAUUGGCGCAUGUGGACAGGGCGAGUCGGGUAUCGUUGGAGAACGUCCAAAGGACGCUGCGACAAAUGGAUUCCAACAUCCGGAACCUCGAGCAGGAUUUGUCGAAUGCUAAAGUGCCCCAAUCGGACGAGGACAGGUUUAUCGAAGUCAUGGGCCCGUUCGCGAAGAAGGCGCGCGAGUCUUACGAGGUCAUGCAGAAUAUGUUUAAGAAUAUGGAUAGCCUGUACACCGGGAUCUCCGAGUUCUUCUCGUUCGACAAACAGAAGUACACGAUAGAGGAGUUCUUCGGCGAUAUCAAAACGUUCAAAGACGACUUUAUGCAAGCGCAACGGGAGAUAAUAAAGUUACGGGAGGGGGAGGAGAAGCAGAGGAGGGCACGGGAGGCGCGGGAAAAAGCGGAAGCCGAGAAAGCGGCCCGUGCGGCCCGCAAACGCGCCCUCGUCGACAUGAACGCUCACGAGACGCAGGAGGGCGUCAUGGACAGCUUGAUGGAGGCUCUUCAAACUGGUUCCGCGUUCAGUAGACCGGAUCAACGCCGCAAACGUCAAGCACGCGCCGCUGGUGCAGAGAGAAGGGCUCAGCUUAAUAGGAGUCGAUCGCGUACAGGAUUAGUGGGGACUGGUUUACUGGGAAGAGAACUUUCGACAGAACUUUUAAGCUCGGCAUAAUCCAUGGAAUACCCUGUUUCCGUCCUAAAAACUCGAAACUGUGAUGGAUCGAAUCGUCGUUUAUCGUUCGUUCGACACGCCUGUAAAGAGAAUACAUAAUUUUAUACGAUGGGGGAAGAGUCGUGUCCAGUUCUGUUCGGGCGAAGUCUUUCUUCCGGGCCGGUUGGAACGAUCGAGAGAUCGUGUUCUAGAUCAUUGUCCAUUUGGAAAAAAAAGAGGCUCGAAGGGGCGGACCGCAGAAGAAGGAAGCGACCGCGACGAGUACGUUUUUGUAGGCUUUUUCGAACAAUCGUUCUCAUCGAAGCUGCGAUUCCGCGCGCGAGCCGAACCUAUUCCAUUGUUCCACGAUCACGGGACGAUGUACAUAUAGAAAUGUAUCGAUCUUUAUUGUAUAUGUAUAAACGACGGCGAAGACCGAGCGAUCGGCGACACAGACGGACACGUAGCAAAAGUCGCGUUUCACGGAACGCUUGUUCGGCUUCCUUUCGGCGACGUCCGUGAAAUCGAUCCCGCCGUGCGAUGCACGUAAACGUCUUCCGAAACUUCCAGACCCGUGCCAAAUACCCGUGGCGGAGAAACACGCUCGCACCGAUUCCAUCGCCGGUCUCGAUCUCGGUUUCAAGCGUUGCCGUAAGAGUCGCGAGAAACGCUCACGGUCAAUUUUGUGACGGGAUCAAUUUCAUUCUUUUCGAUUCUAGUGAUCGACGACUGUUUAUAUUGUAUGUAUAAUAACGUUGAAUUUUAAGACGAAAAUUGUAUCUAUAUUGUGAAUAUGUGAUUUUAGAUAGCAACAAUACAUUGCGACCUUUACAAUCGAU